AAUUUCUUGAACAAAGUUAUGUCCUAAGUUGUGCAUUAUGUCCUUUUAUAAAUUUCUGUAUUAAUAUAGACCUUUUUAUUCUGAAUUAUUAAAACUUGAAAAAAUUGAGACUUUUCUCUGAUGAACUAUUUUGAUGUUAAACUUUGUUAACAAAUUUUAAUGUUAAAAGGAUUUAGAUUUGUUUUGGAGGAAGAACAAAAAAGUGUGGCCAUGGAGUGCUGGAACACGAUUACUAGAGAAUUCAACUUUCCUAGAUUCAGAUGAAGAGUCAAUAUAUACUAUACGCCACAAAACUGAACCGCAGAAAUUCAUCGUUUGACGGAAAUGUAUUUACAGAAAGAAACUUCAAGCAAGGUGUUUUUGCAAGAAGAAAAGUCACUAAAGUUUCCUGAGGUUCUUAUUUGCAAUCUGAACCCAAUUAAAGACAAAAUGAUCGAAAAGUUUUUACGACAAGGAAAUGAAGCUCAUGUAGAACUCUUUAAGAAGAAUUGGUCAAGUCUGGAGUACCUUCAUUACGCGUUAGUGCGAAAAAUAGGACUUGAUUCUUUUCAAAGUAACUACUCUAACAAUAUGAGAGUCAGAUGUGACUGGAUGGGCAAAAAUUGUUCCUACCUUGCUGAGAAUUACUUUGAUAUUUAUCAUGGCAACUGUAUCAAUCUUAACCUUGACAAAUUGAACAUUGAAGUGACAAAUAAAGGACUGCAUCAAAGUGCUAAACUCUCAAUAGAAGCUCCCUACAGUUCUAAAUUUCACGAGUAUAACAUCAGUCAUUUUCGUGGUAUUCAAAUCCUUAUCCAAGAAACUGAGACGUUGUAUUAUCCUUUUGCAGAUGGGUACACCUUAUCGGCUGGAUUUAGACACAAUAUCGCCUUAAAGAAAAGCCUUAUUAAAAGAAUCGAUCGUUUCGGUAACAACACUUGCAUGAAAGAAAGCUGGGUAAAAGAAAAAUCAUUCAGUUUUGAACUUCCGGAAUCAUUGUUUUUUCACGAUAAAUUUUUUUGUCAAGAACUUUGCACCAUAGAUGAUGAAGUUAAACAGUGCGGUUGUUCGAAGACGGCGGAAAUUUUAUUGGUAAAUGCAAGUCUUCUUUGCAAAAUAAACAAUACAUGCAUACAUAAUGUCAACUAUGACGCAAAAUGCCUUCAUCAAUGUACUCCGCCCUGUUAUGAAACAAAUUACAAUCUCGACAUAUCAAGUUACAUAGCUAAUGAUUAUCAAUCAAGCAAUUCGAUGGACAUUGUAAAUUUACAAAUUUUCUACCGAGAUAUGAGGACAGAAAUUUGGGAAGAAACUCAAAAAUUUGGUCUCUUGCAUUAUAUCUGUGAAAUUGGUGGUCUUCUUGGUUUGUUAUCUGGUUAUUCCGCUAUUACCUUGUGUGAAGUUGCAGGUCUACUGUUUACUCUUUGUGGUUAUUGUGCGGUUAAUUGUAAUAGAAAAACUCGUAAAACUAGUAAUAAUAUGCAAACUGAGAAGAUACCUGAUGAGAGUAUGCCUGAUGAGAAGAUACCUGAUGAGUGUGAAUAAAAACAAUGUGAAUAAUUGUGACCACAACAGCACAAGUGCGAAAGAAAAGGGCAAUCCCUAGAAAUAUAUCAUUGUAUAAUAAUGAAUGUGUUUCCCAAACUGAGUAAGUCUGUAAAUAUAGGACACAACGAUAGGUAAACGUUAGUGUGUUAAAACGUAAAUUAGUAAGGCUUUUUGUACGUUAUAAUAAACAUGUUUGUUUAUAUUAUUUGUGUAUUGUUUAUUUUUAAUCUUACUUUACUCGUGCUGGGGACAAAAUGCAAAAUUUAGUUGAUUUCGUUGGUGUGUAAAAAGAUUUUUUUCAAAAAUUACUUAUUCUUCUAUUUUUCUAAGAUUUUCCAUUUUCUAAAAUAUCUUAUUAGAAAAUAUUUUCACUGCUAAUAAAAAAUAUAGGUUCAUAUAUCUUAAAAAGAGAUGCUUGGACAUCUGUUCAGCAA
Molecule: messenger RNA, 1961 nt
Organism: Hydractinia symbiolongicarpus
Lineage: Eukaryota; Metazoa; Cnidaria; Hydrozoa; Anthoathecata; Hydractiniidae
Product: degenerin mec-10-like
Exons: 2
Coding region: 325-1524 (399 amino acids)
Biological process (GO): sodium ion transmembrane transport
Cellular component (GO): membrane
Molecular function (GO): ligand-gated sodium channel activity
Source: RefSeq, a predicted model, not a curated record